AUGAACGAGACGACACCUGCCGGUCAACCUAUCGUAUCUAGGGAAAAGACAGCACCCUUCCUCAUACGAACAUUCAUUAAAAUCGGCAGCUUUCACCGGAUAGGUCAGUUUGAGGAUGGCCCGCUUCCUACCACUGAUGAACAACAGAUAUUCACUUGGAAGGACGCCACUCUCCGAGAAGUUCUGACUACUAUCCGUAACAGCACGCCCAUGAUUCAAGAAUACCGACACCCACUCGCGCGUUUCUCCUUCCGUACCGUAUACGCCGACCCAGGCAACAAAGGCCGCUUUGCCUCAAAAGACCUAGGCCAGGUCUACUCCCGUGACAUCCUCGGUGAACCAGGAUCACUGACCAGCACCGCACCACGUCUCCUCGAAGACAUCGACGGAGAGAACCGCGAGCCCACAGAGCGUGAACGAGAGGAGCGAACGCUCGACGAGCUACGUUUCGUUCCGGGCGACUACCUCUUGGUUGCGGUGUUUCUCCCAAAAAGCGUAGCGCCGCCCGAAUCGAAUACACGAGCGCCGCCUUUCAAUGGCUGGAAAGCUGGAGGGCCAGGGAUUGGUGGAAGUCCGGUGAUGGUUCGUGGAGGAGGCGGGCAUUGGAGGGGCGACUCGAACGGUCUUCGGGGGCGCGGUGGUGGACGUGGUGGCGGGGUUGGGGAUAGGGACUUGGAAGAUAGCCGUGUGCCGCCUCCGAGGCGCGGUGACCGGGGGAAUUCGCCUCCGCCUCGUGAGACAGGCUGGGGCCGACGAGGCGGUCGUGGUGGUCGUGGUGGAGGAAGGCGGUCGCGCUCUAGGUCGCGGUCACGUACUCCGCCUCUGAAGAAAAGUUCAAGAUACGACUGAUCAUUGUUUAUUCUGUCAUAAUCUCGUUCCGUAUCUUUUUAGGUGUGCUAUGUUUCGUCAUGUAACUGUUUCGACACUCUUCCCUGGCUAUGCUACGAGAUACACAAUUCACAUAUUUGCUCGAGACGAUGAUGGGAGCAUCUUGAGAUGAACACCUGAAGCCACAAGGCACCGGCGCGUCGUAUUCCAUAUCUUUGUAUUGAUUGGUCAGGGUGUUUGCUGUUGAUCUACUUGACGAGCCUUACCUCUGUGCGUACUGACAUGGUUCUCGCUCCGACGCUCAUGCUAGUGUUGACAAUGUUCAGCUUAUCUCCCAAUAAAGCUGGCGAGUGAUAUACCACGUCCAAAGUCUGCGAAAUUGUGUAGAUCUUAUCCCAAUCGCAGCUGGUGGUCUUGCACAGCACAUAGGCUACCAGACCAAGUGUAGAGCAU
Molecule: messenger RNA, 1281 nt
Organism: Desarmillaria tabescens
Lineage: Eukaryota; Fungi; Basidiomycota; Agaricomycetes; Agaricales; Physalacriaceae
Product: histone deacetylase complex protein
Exons: 4
Coding region: 1-849 (282 amino acids)
Cellular component (GO): nucleus
Molecular function (GO): transcription factor binding
Source: RefSeq, a predicted model, not a curated record